Molecule: messenger RNA, 2072 nt
Organism: Mus pahari (shrew mouse)
Lineage: Eukaryota; Metazoa; Chordata; Mammalia; Rodentia; Muridae
Gene: Lactb
Product: lactamase beta
Exons: 6
Coding region: 55-1713 (552 amino acids)
Source: RefSeq, a predicted model, not a curated record
CGCCGCCGGCCAAGCCCGAGCAAGCCAGGAGGCAGCGGGCUCUGUGGAGGCGACAUGUACCGGCUCCUGUCAAGCGUGACAGCUCGAGCUGCGGCCACCGCAGGCCCAGCCUGGGGCGGAGGGCGGCGCGGAGCGCACUGGCGACCGGGUCUGCCUGUGCUGGGCCUUGGCUGGGCCGGCGGCCUGGGGCUCGGGCUGGGGCUGGCGCUCGGCGCGAAGCUGGUGGUCGGGCUGCGGGGCGCCGUCCCCGUUCAGUCCCCCGCGGACCCCGAGGCGUCCGGCGCUACCGAGCUAUCAUCUCACGAUCAGGCCCCGAGCCCGGGGAGCCCGCACACGCCUGCGCCGCCCGCAGCCAGGGGCUUCUCCAGAGCCAUCGAGAGCAGCCGCGAUCUGCUACACCGGAUCAAGGACGAGGUUGGUGCCCCCGGCAUAGUGGUUGGAGUUUCUGUAGAUGGAAAAGAAGUCUGGUCAGAAGGAUUAGGCUACGCAGACGUGGAGAACCGCGUACCCUGUAAACCAGAAACGGUCAUGAGAAUCGCAAGCAUCAGCAAAAGCCUCACCAUGGUGGCUCUGGCUAAACUGUGGGAAGCAGGGAAGCUGGAUCUGGACCUCCCUGUGCAGCACUAUGUUCCCGAGUUCCCAGAAAAAGAAUACGAGGGUGAAAAGGUUUCUGUCACAACAAGAUUACUAAUUUCCCACUUAAGUGGAAUUCGUCAUUAUGAAAAGGACAUAAAGAAAGUGAAAGAAGAGAAAGCUUAUAAAGCCCAGAAGAUGGUGAAAGGGAUGCCGCCACCAUCUGACCAAGAGAAAGAACUGAAAGAAAAGGGAGGCAAAAACAACGAAAAGAGCGAAGCACCAAAAGCCAAAGUGGAGCAGGAUGGCGAAGCCAGAUGCCGCAGCGCGAAGCCAGGCAAGAAAAAGAAUGACUUUGAACAGGGCGAAUUAUAUUUGAAAGAAAAGUUUGAAAAUUCAAUCGAAUCACUAAGAUUAUUUAAAAAUGAUCCUUUAUUCUUUAAACCUGGUAGUCAGUUUUUGUAUUCAACGUUUGGCUAUACUCUGCUGGCAGCCAUAGUAGAAAGAGCUUCAGGAUAUAAAUAUUUGGACUAUAUGCAGAAAAUUUUCCAUGAUUUGGACAUGCUGACAACUGUCCAGGAGGAAAACGAGCCAGUGAUUUACAACAGAGCAAGAUUUUAUGUGUACAAUAAAAAGAAACGUCUUGUCAACACACCUUACGUGGAUAACUCCUAUAAAUGGGCUGGUGGUGGAUUUCUGUCCACAGUGGGUGACCUUCUGAAAUUUGGAAAUGCAAUGCUGUAUGGCUACCAAGUUGGACAGUUUAAGAACUCAAAUGAAAAGCUCUUGCCUGGAUAUCUCAAGCCAGAAACGAUGGUGAUGAUGUGGACCCCAGUCCCUAACACGGAGAUGUCCUGGGAUAAAGAGGGGAAGUAUGCAAUGGCGUGGGGCGUUGUAGAGAAGAAGCAAACGUACGGAUCCUGCAGGAAGCAGCGGCACUACGCCUCACAUACUGGAGGUGCUGUGGGUGCCAGUAGUGUCCUGCUGGUCCUUCCUGAAGAACUGGACCCAGAGGCCGUAAAUAACAAGGUUCCCCCACGAGGAAUAAUCGUCUCUAUCAUAUGCAACAUGCAGUCUGUGGGGCUCAAUAGCACUGCUUUGAAGAUCGCCCUGGAAUUUGACAAAGACAGAGCUGACUAACCCUAACCAGUGGCACAGGUCCACAGUGAGCCUUUCGUCCUUACCCUAACCGGUGGCACAGGUCCACAGUGAGCCUUUCGUCCUUACCCUAACUGGUGGCACAGGUCCACAGCGAGCCUUUCGUCCUUUGAAAUGUUGACGUUCCCAAAUACAUAAACCCUUUAAGGAUACAUUUGUAAUAGAGUACAGUUAAAUGUGGAGAAUUAUGUACCUCUAAUUGCUUAAUUUUGUAACUGCCUUUUUAUUGGACAAUUAGUUCUUUACACUCAGGGAAAUAACAGUUGUUUCUACUUUUCAAAAAAAAUUGUUUACUCUUGAAAUAAAAUCUUCUGAUAAAAGAAGGCACUUUUUAGUUCCUA